UAUAAACGCUAUUUCGUUGGAUAAUCUAACUACAAUUUAUAUGGUUUCAGGCUCUAUGUUUACGAGGUUUCUCAACCGGGAAACAUUUGCAAUUCGGAUUGUGUAUAGUUGGUGACAAAAAAAAAUUAUACGUAGUUGUUCAAAAUUACUUUUAUAAAUUUAUUAAUAACAAUGGUGAUGGAAGAACAACAAUCUGAUAUAGAACUAGAUUCAGAAAGAAUUCCUGUACCACAAGUGCAAAAAUCAAUAGAAGAUUCGCAUUUAAAAACAGUUAAUAAGAUUACAAACAUUUCCAGAGGAAAACCUAGACUUAGAAAAAAGGCAUUGCACGCUGCCAUACUCAAACAAAUGGAAUUUUAUUUCAGUGAUGCAAAUCUAAGUAAAGAUAGAUUUUUGAGUAACUUACUUAAGGAGGAUCCAUAUAUUGAUUUGAAUGUUUUUCUAAGUUUUAAUAGAAUAAAAGAAUUAACUACUGAUUCAAACAGAAUAGCUAAAGCCGUAGAAACAUCUAAAAUGUUAUCUUUAUCUGAAGAUGGAACAAAGAUUCGACGUAUAACACCAAUAAUAUCAAGAGAAAAUAUAGAUGAAUGUACAGUUUACGUACAAAAUUUACCUCCAGAUUCAGAUCAUGAAACUUUAAGUUCAAUAUUUUCUCAGUAUGGUCAAGUUGUAUAUAUUUCUAUUCCACGAUUUAAAAAUAAUAAAAAGAUAAAAGGUUUUGCAUUUGUAGAAUUUGAUAUACCUCAAAGUGCUAAAAAAUGUUUGAAGGCAUUUGAAAAAAAAGGUUGUCUCUUACCAUCUCAUACAGCUCCUGAUGAACUUCUAAGUAUUACUACAUUUGAUGAUACAGAAAAAAAAAUAAAAUCAAAUCAAACAAAGUUAUAUGAAAAAAAUGAAUGCAUUGAAAAUGCUAUUGAUAAUGAAAAACUACAAGAUAUUGAAAUGGAUAAAAAUAUUAAAAAACAGGAAAAUAUAAAUACUAAUGAUAUUUUAGAAAAUCAUGAAAACAACAAUAAAAAAAAAGCAAAAAAAAGAAAACAUACGAAUACUGAUACUGGACAAUCAAUUGAAAAAGAAAAACAAAUAAAUAAUGAAUUGAUAAAAAAUAAAAAGAAAAAGCCUAAAUAUUCUAAUGAUGUAUACAACAAAGAAAUGGAAUUAAAUGAUCAAAAACAAAAUAAUGCUUUUUUAGAAGAUACAUUAAAUGAUGGAAAACAAAAUGAUGCUCCUUUUGAAGACAUAUCAAAUAAUGAAAAACAAAGUGAUGUUUUUUUAGAAGAUUUACCAAAAAAAUUAAAUAAAUUUAAAAACGUAUCUACAAUUGAAAAACAAAUAUUAGACAAUUGUGAUGAAAAUGAACAAAUGGUAAUUGAUGAAAGUAUUAAUGCAAAUAUUGAAGAAAAUGAAAAUGAAAAGAAGAAAAAAAGGAAAAAACGAAAAAAGCGAAAUAAAAUGGAAGAUUUUAGUUAUAGCAUAGGAUUACAAGUGAUGGCUAAAAAAAAUUGGAAAUAUCUUAGGAAUAAAUAUUUAGAAUUACAGAGAAGUAAAAUGAAGCAGCUUAAACAACAUUUAAGAAAAACAAGAUAUCAAUGGUCAAAUUAUGAAAAAAAUAAAUCUGAAAGAGAAGAAAAUGAUGAAAAAGACAAAGGGAAUAAACCAAAUAUAACUGCAUGUCGUUUCUCGUUUAUACCAGGAGUUAUAGUCAAAAUUGAAAUGGAUAAACCAUGUACAGAUUCAAAAAGUUUAAAGAUGGAAUUAAAAAAUAAUAAUUCUAUAAAAUAUAUAGAUGUUGAAGAUGGUUCUUGUCUUAUUUAUGUAAGAUGUGAAACAGCUGAAGCUGCACAGACAUUUACACAAAAAUUUGAUGAAGAGAAACAUAUAACAAUAUUAGAAGGUGAUGAAGAAAAAAUGUAUUGGGAUAAAAUCUUGCACGACAGAGAAGAAAAAUUGAGUAAAAAAGUUAAAAUUAAACAAAGAGGAAGAAAUAAAUUGCUAAAAAAAGCAGAAAAAGAACUUGGGAAGCAUAUCAAAUUUGAUGAAGUAUAAGUUUAAAAAAUACUUUUUUCUGUUAAUUAUAUUUAGUAAUGUAUAUAACAUGUAUGAUUUAUUAUUAUUACAUAUGAAAAUAGAAAUGAUAAAUAAUAUUUAACAAAGUAUUGGUGUAAAUAAAUCAUAUAUUGUA
Apis mellifera (honey bee) is the source of this 2182-nucleotide messenger RNA. RefSeq names its product la-related protein 7 (gene Larp7). Gene Ontology annotation, biological process: RNA processing. Gene Ontology annotation, molecular function: mRNA binding. Gene Ontology annotation, cellular component: nucleus. NCBI's taxonomy places the organism in Eukaryota, Metazoa, Arthropoda, Insecta, Hymenoptera, Apidae. Bases 172 to 2046 code for a protein of 624 amino acids. The record is from RefSeq and is a predicted model, not a curated record. The transcript is spliced from 6 exons.